This is a messenger RNA of Acanthaster planci (crown-of-thorns starfish), 3829 nucleotides long. RefSeq lists its product as uncharacterized. Gene Ontology annotation, cellular component: exon-exon junction complex. Gene Ontology annotation, biological process: mRNA processing. Lineage: Eukaryota; Metazoa; Echinodermata; Asteroidea; Valvatida; Acanthasteridae. The record is from RefSeq and is a predicted model, not a curated record. Gene Ontology annotation, molecular function: mRNA binding.
UUUGAUCAAAAUGGCGGACACUCGACGACGCCGUGAGCCACGACGCCGCCAAGACGACAUUGGGGCUGCUGAAACAGAGGAAGAUGGCGAAAAUGUAUCUGUUCAGAGCGACGCAGAAUCUCACUCAGAUGCCGAGAGCGACACCAUAUUUGAUAAAGAAGAGGGAGAAACCGAUGAAUAUGAGAGUGCAGAGGAGGCACAAGAGGAGGGUGGUGAACCUCCAAAUGACUCUGAUGAAGAGGACAAGAGCCAACCGGAUGUCGGGGAGGGGGAUGCUGAAGGAGGCAAUGAGAACGAGAACGUCAAUGAUGAGGAAAAUCAGGCGGAUGAGGCUGCAGAGGAAGAGACCGAUGGCGACAAGAGACUGGAUGCUGAUGAGGACUUGAAGAACCCUGCCUACAUCCCAAGACGCGGCCCUUACUUCAUGCAUGACGUCCGGUCCAUGGACAAUAAGGAAGAAGACAAGGAGAAAGACAGAGGCAGUAAGGAGAAAAAAUUAUGGAAAGAAGACAACAAAUGGUUGCAUGACAAAUACUUUGAGGCAGAACAGGCUCCCAAGCCGCGGGCAGAAAUGGUGAGCAUCUAUGGCUAUGACAUCCGGAGCUCCAAUGAACCACCCAAGACUGGACAGUCAAGACAGCCAAGUAGGAGAGCUCCGAGAGGCCGAAGUCGAGGUCGUCAAAGAUACAACCUUCAAGAAAGCUUCAAUAACCAAAAACAGCCUAACAAGGAAGAUGGUUACAGUCGUAAGAGACAGCCGGCUCAGAGAAGCGAGCCAGCCCAAGAGGACUGGAACGAUGAAAAUGAACCUCCCGCUCCGACGGAGACCAUCGGAAGACAAGACAGUUAUCAGGGACAGAGCAAUGGGGAAGAGUCCAAUAGGACUUAUGAUCAUGAGCGACCCUGGUCUGGGAGGACAAGAGGCCGAGGGAGGGGUCGCAGGGGCCGAGGCCAAGGGCGGGAGAGUUACGACCACAGCCGCAAUGCAGUCGAGCCUGCGACGAUACCGCACAAGACAGAAUGGGUCAACAGCAACUCUGGUCCCAGCAGGAGAGAGCAGGUGGCGGGACAGAGGAGAGACUGGCAUCACCGGCUUCCCGAGGCUGACCGGCAGCGGCAGCAGCAGCAGCGAGUGCCCCUUCAGGAGGACUUCCCGGCCCUGGGGGCUUCUCAGCUGUCCCGCAAGCAGGAACCAGCCCGGCUGGCAAGCAGGGAGACUGUAGCCCCCCAGUGGGGCAGAAAGGACAGACGAGAGCAGGUCCGGGAGAGCGGGGAAGGAGACUGGGCCAAGGCUGUGGCCAAGACAGGCAGGCAGAACGUGGGUGGGGAGACGAAGGAGAGGUCAUCAGAAGGUGGUUCACUACCUGCCAAGUCACAGGGUCUGCUGCCUACCCCUUCCUCAACAGAAGGCAGGACAGAGUCACCCGAAGACAGCAACCAGUCAGCAGACAGAAUGCAAGCUGACAAGAGAGAGCCCUUGAAGCCUAAGCGUUACUCCUCUCAACGGCAGCGUCAAGCAGCUGAUGCCCCGCCCAUUAGCCAGGCCUCGGCUGUAGUGCAGCCACCCAAGUUUUACCAGGGCGAGGCCACAGGCCCGCCCCCUGGCUACAGUCAUACCCCACCGGCCACUAGCUCGCCACAGCACAUGGGUGGGGGCGGUGGCAGGGGUAGUAGUGGUGGGGGUGGCACACCACCUCACACACUGCAGAGCACAGCGCCGUCCGUGCAUGGGGGAGCCACGCCCCCAGGAAUGGGCGUUGCCCCCUCUACUCAGGCCCCACCCACCGUGAUGCAAGGGGGCGUGAUGCCACAGGGGAUAAUCCUGCCAGGAGAUGUGCCCAUACAUCCAGGCAUGCGACACCCCUCGCCGACUCACAUAGCCAAUCCUCCUAUCAUCCACCCGGUAGCGAUGAGGACACAACAGCCCCUCCCCCAGCCUGGCUUUCCACCACGUGCCCAUUUCAUGGUCAACUACGGAGCCUCACCUGGCCAGCAGUACCAGCUCAACAGCCCCCCCGUUGGGAUGCAGCGGUUCCCCCAAGAUGCUGUACCAAACAUAACGCCCCACUCCCAGCCUCCUCCAUUACAGCCUGGCCCCAUUCCCACCUUGCCCCAGCCCAACCAAUCCCUGCCCCUCCAGGUGCCCACCAUGCUUUCCCAGCAGCCCCCCACCCCGGUGCAGCCCCUACCCCAGGGGGAUGGUGGUGGGGGGUCCCUGCCAGCCCCGGGGUUGGGUCAGCCCCCGCCAUCACAGACCUACGGUGGGGUGACCUAUUACUCCCCUGAGCAGCAGCAGCAAGGUGUGAAGCGAGUACAGGCCAAGAGGCCAGUCAACCCAAUCCGCAUCGAGGAGCCUCCACAGCGAUCAAAGCGACUAGAGCAGACCCAAGAGAAUCAAGAGGACACCAUGCUACAACAGCAGCAGCAAGAUCCACCACAACAGCAGCAACAUCAGCACCUGCAGCCGCAAGUAGUAGACAGCCAGACUACGUAGCGUCUGCAGGGGCCUGACUGCGUGCAGCAGACAUUAGAGAAUUUACCUAGGUUCCAAUUUCCAUUGAAUGGCAUACAAUUCUUAAUCCCUAAUUGUGCUUGUGAGCUAGGGACACUUUGUUCAUCUGUCUAGAAACUAAUUUCCUGUAUUAAAAUAAAAAAACAUUGUUAUCCUGUUGCCUUAAGAGAUGAAGUCAUUAUUUUAGUAUUGUUAAUUUUACCCUUUGUCCAAAAUAAUCAUAUUUGUGUAACUCCCAGCUUUACUGAAAUGACUAAAGGGUGGCUUGGUUCAUUAAUUUUUUUUUAGAGUUCAUGGGCAUGCAAAACUAUUGAUGGCUUUCUCAUGCAUAAACGUAAUUUUUCCUUGGUAACUGCUAAAUUACUCAUGACGUAGGUUUCAACUGCCUCCUCCAAAAGAACUAGGAAAAAGGCAUGAAGUGUACUGCCUGAUCCCCCCGGCCAUCUUCCCAUUCAUCCUUUUGGGAACUGUUGCAUACCAGAGAAGGUAGGGUUCAGCGAAAGCCAAGUUCAAUCAGCGAUCGUUUGCCAUUAGUCAGUUUUUUUCCCCGGUACCUGGGAUACUCACAUUAUUUUGUGCUUAGGUUACCAGGCUUAAAUCAGCCAGCAGUUGACAAAUGGUCGCCGAUCAGACCUGGUCCAGUAAGUACAUGUACAAUGAAUUGGGAUGGUUGGCACCCCAGACCCUGCAUCAGAUUUUAUACAUUAGAGACGAGAAGGUGGCUGGAACCCAUUCAAAGGUAUGAAUGCUUUACCUACAAGUCACUAAUUCCCUUGUACUUUUAAAACCUUUUCACAUUUAAGAAUGAUUUUUAACUUCCCUUUAAGCCAAUAGGGUCAUAAAGUUUUACUGUGAACAUUUCAACCAAAUUAAAUGUCAGUUUCUUACAUGCUGUGAACACAUUAUCUGUUUGGCCCUUGUCUUCUGAGUUUUACAUUUUUACUGAUAAUAUUGUUAGUGACAGAUUGCUUAUGUCUAUGAAAAUGUGCAUUCAUAAGUGCAACAGGUCUUUAUGAUUUAUUCCCCCAUUAUUUUGAAAACCCUGCUAAUGAAAGGAAAUAAAGAAACGCCAGUGCACAGGAUAUCCAUUCUUGAAGUUAACAUAUACCGUGCAGUUACAAGUUGUAAAUAGUACUGGUGAAAGCUUAUCCCGUAGGAACGCACUUGACUUGUAUCUAAAUGGUUGAAUAUCCUUGCUGCAUGUAUACAUGUGACACACCGAAAGGCGUGCGAUUUCAACAUUUUGUGUAUUUGUGUAUUAAGGAAACAGGUAGUACCAUACUUCAAUUAAUAACACUAUGCUGUGGCUGCCCAUCA